GAAAUGCGUCCGGUAGUCUGAUUGGUCCAGACAGUCGGACCGUUUCCGAUGUCUGGUUUGGCCAGCGAUUUUUUCCCCUUCUUGUGUGAAGUGGACUCGUUCAGUCUAAACUCUGUUGUCUGCAGGUUAAAGGACUGAAGUUGCUGUCUUUACACGGCCCUGCCUUGAAACCCAAGGGCUGGGUGCAAGAGAGGUCCACCAUGUCUGAACUUUUUAUGGAAUGUGUAGAGGAGGAGCUGGAGCCGUGGCAGAAGCAAGUUCCUGAAGUUCACUUGAUAGACGAUGACGACGAUGAACCCAUUUUUGUCGGCGUGCUCUCUAAGAAUCAAAAGGAUGGGAAGCCCAACCCUCCACCUCCUCAGACAAACAGUGCAGAGAAACAAGAAGUAAAGCGCACUGCUCCUCCGCCGGCCAUUGCCUCCUCACAAAUAAUGCUGCCACUGAGUAUCACUGGAAAUGCAGUGAACGCAGUGACUGCAGCCCCCAACCUAACAACAGUGACUCCACAGCCUGUUAUCGUCAAUAACCAGGGCUUUAUUGUCACUUCUCCACAAUUAGCAAAUACCAGUGAGUUUAUUGCCUCUCUCGGCUCCCAGUAUCCUCUUGGGACUUCAUUUACAAUAGUACCAGCUGGUCAGCAGCAGCUUUUUCAGCAUGUCACUCCCGCCACAGUAAUACCUGGUGCUGUCCACAGGCCUCAGGUGCAACAAAUCAGCAACAAUAUCGUCACUUUGUCCAACGUCCAGAGCCCUGCUCUGUAUACAACUCAGUCUAAUCAGACGCAGCCCAACCGCUCCAACUCACAAUCUCUUCAGACGAUUUCUGUGCCUGUGAAGGCCAACAGCAAUACAAAAGAUCAAAUCUUAGUCAAACGAGGAUUGCCACAACAGCAACCAGACAGCGCUGCAAAAAAAGUCAAGCUUGAAUUGGGGUCAACAAAAGUAAUGGUACCAGUGGAAAAUGGGAUUUUUAAGAAAAAGUGCCCAAAGUGUCAAGAAGAAUUUGUUACGCAGGAGACCCUGAGGUGCCAUGUGACAAGCUGCUGUGCAAAAGUGGAAAGUGCAGCUCCUUCAGCCCCGGACGUGACUGCGAACAAGCGCAUCAUGUUGGUCUCAGAGUUUUAUUACGGCCAGUUUGAUGGAGAUGGGAAGAAAGAGAUGCAGAAGACCAACACCACUUUCAAGUGUCAGAGCUGUUUGAAAGUUCUCAAGAACAACAUCAGGUUCAUGAACCAUAUGAAGCACCACCUUGAGCUGGAAAAGCAGAACAGUGAGAGCUGGGAAAGUCACACAACUUGCCAGCAUUGCUACCGACAAUACAUGACUCCAUUCCAGCUGCAGUGCCAUAUUGAGAGUGCUCAUAGCCCAAUCGAAUCCUCAACCAAUUGCAAGAUAUGUGAGCUGGCGUUUGAAUCGGAGCAAGUUCUCCUGGAGCAUAUGAAAGACAACCACAAGCCUGGGGAGAUGCCCUAUGUGUGCCAGGUCUGCAAUUACCGGUCCUCUUUCUUCUCAGACGUGGAGACACAUUUCCGAAGUGUCCACGAAAACACAAAAGACCUGCUCUGUCCCUUCUGUCUCAAAGUUCUUCGAAGUAGUCAUAUGUACAUGCAACACUACAUGAAACAUCAGAAAAAGGGAAUCCAUCGCUGUGGAAAAUGCAGACUGAAUUUCCUUACCUACAAGGAGAAACUGGAGCACAGGACUCACGUCCACAAGACUUUCAGAAAACCUAAAGGCUUGGAGGGCCUUCCUCCGGGAACCAAGGUGACCAUUCGAGCGUCCCUCGUCGGAAAGACACCCGCACUACCACUCUCCUCCCCUGAUCGAUCUGGCAUUAUUGUCAGUCCAGAAACGCUAAGUUCCAUUGAACAAACUAAACCUCUGGUCAGUGUAUCCAAGUCCAAAUCAAACAGCUCUGGAGCAGGAAAACUCAAGACAACUCAGACCCGGAAGCAAGAUGGCCGUACCUCCAAACACAAUCUGGCACUCAGGAAUCUCAGAGUCAAUGGAGGGCACUACACGUGCAUCGAAUGCAACUCACAAGUUGACCACUUCUUCUCUCAUUUCCCUAUGGUUUCUAAUUGUGGUGCUUGUAAAUAUCGGACAAGUUGCAAAGUUUCCAUCGGCAAUCACAUGAUAAAAUUUCAUAGUACGAUAACCAAAAACAGAUUUCAGAAAAUGGAUCAUAAGAAAAAUCCAUCAGCUUUAAAACUAACCCUGGUAUGUCUCAACUGUGACCUCCUCGUGGACGCAUCCGGAGGUGACCUGAUGACCAGACAUUUAACUGACAGACCAAAUCACACAUGCAAAGUCAUUCAGGAGAAAGCAGAUAUGAAAGCCAAAGAUCGAGUGCAUCUCGUCUUGGGGCAACCAGCAAAAGUCUUGUACUUCUUGAUGUCAGCACCUGCUCAAAGACCGAAGGAAAUGGACUUCAAACAAGCUGAAAGUGUCACACCUCAAAGUGUCACUGUUGCUACUGUCAACCAGGCAGAAGCAGAGCAGAUGUCACCGGCAGGUGAUCAGGAAAAGAAUUUCAAAGAGGAACGUGCCACAGCAGGUUCCUCUGAAGGACAGUUAAAGCAGUCGUUGCUGCCCGCUUCAUCGACUUCCUGUACAUCAGAUGGGGUUUUAGAUCUGUGUGAUGAGUCAGUCGGUGACUCAGAGAGCCUGGAGGCCAGAGAGCAGCUCCCUGUCUCAGGGCUCAUCCCUGAGGAUGAGAUGAGGGAACACCAGACUAAUUCAGAUUGAACCUGUGCAUCAGCUAAGCAAUGAGCAUGACCCAUGAGACACAGUCGCAUCAGCCAAACCUCAGCAUUGUUUCCCAAACAAGUAUUGACUGUCUGAUAAUGUUGCUUUGGCUGCUGGUAUUUCCUGAGGAUUUAUGUGUUUGGUAAUUCAGUUUCAACGAAAAAAGUCAGAUUGUUUUUUCUUUUUUAACUCUCAUCUCAAACUUCCAUUCCCUGAAUAGAUGUACAAUAUCUUUGUAUUUACAAAUAAAAGUACAUGCACUACAACUUUAUUUGCCCUAUAAUCUAUAUAGUUAAAGAAUGUGUGUAUUCCUAAGUAUAAGCAACAGAAGUCAUUUUUCUGAACCUUGACAGAUUCCAGACUGCUGAUUCAACUUAUGGUUGUGGCUCAUUUUGUACUUCUGAAAAGUUUCAGAAACUGGUUGAUGUUCACCUGAAGGAAACCCCUCUGUCAUUAAGUGGACUGUAUGUGGCUCUGCUCCCGACCUUACAUUGGAAACUAUUCAUUGGAAUAGUCUGGUUAAAGUUUUGGAUGUUGGGAUUUUUAAGUCCACAACAUUAAGUUUUGUCUUCCUUUAAUUUGUUGUUUUGCUCCCCUUAUACUGAAUGUAAGGCUGCCAUGCCAAAAACAAAACAUAUUAUCACUGAAAGGAACAGGAAAUUCAUGGUUUAUAGCAGAAAUAAUUGAUGUGGUACAGAUAUAUUGUUACAAGCUGGUUUUUAGCACCCCCAGAGUAACAUUUAUUCCAGUCUUCAGAAAGAUGCUUUAAACCAUUAAGAAUUGUAUUAAUACAUGUAUAAUAAAAGCCCAUGUAAUAUUUUAUUCCCUAAGAAAAAAAAAGAUGUCAGGUUUGUGAAAUGUGUAACCUUGACAAAAGAGAGAAACAUCAGCUGUGGUAGAGAACAUUUGGUGAAAAAGAACCACAACUGUUUGUGGAGUGAAUAAAAUUAAUAUAACACUGUACUUGAGUAGAUUUUAUUGUCUUAUUUUUGACUGAUGAAAAUACCAUCUUGGAAAAGAAAUCUGUAUAUGUUACCUAUGGUGAAGGUACACAGCACAAAACUUCAGCUUGAUGAAAUCUGUCAACCAGUUUUUAUGUCUCAGCUGCUGGUUGAUUAAGCUGCUUCUUAUUUUGCAUUUAAAUUAAAGAAAUAACCUGUAGCUCUGGGGUAUUUUAUACAAUGCAAUUUAUUUACUUACUGUGUUAUGAAAAUGUCAUUGUUUACUUGAUAUGUUGAUAUGUUAAAAGGAGAUUUCACUUGUACAUACAGUAUCCGUGGAACAAGUUUGCAAGUGCUUCUAUGUCUGUCAUGGCUCUGUAAAUUUAACAUCCUGAGUUUGCUUUAAAUACAUUCCCCUAAAAAUAUAGUGUUCCCCUUAGGACACAUUUUGUUCAGAUCUGUAUACUCCUGGGUUUGGAUCAGUGUUUUCCUGUUGUUUGUUAUGUAAAUAAAUCUCUGAGACUUUGGGUAUUAUUUUUCUGUAUGGUAA
Scatophagus argus is the source of this 4238-nucleotide messenger RNA. RefSeq names its product zinc finger protein 280D (gene znf280d). Gene Ontology annotation, biological process: regulation of DNA-templated transcription. The transcript has 18 exons. Bases 201 to 2747 code for a protein of 848 amino acids. The record is from RefSeq and is a predicted model, not a curated record. Lineage: Eukaryota; Metazoa; Chordata; Actinopteri; Scatophagidae. Gene Ontology annotation, molecular function: RNA polymerase II cis-regulatory region sequence-specific DNA binding; DNA-binding transcription factor activity, RNA polymerase II-specific.